CACAACCAUCCCAUACUCACGAUGAUCUCGAUCGGAAAGCUCGAUGAGCUCAACGCGCACUCCCGAUUUAUCGUGUCUCUUCGCUCGAUCUCCUUGGAAUCGAAGUACCAUUCGAUCGUGAUUUAUGCGGUGGAGAAAGAGCACCCGAGGCCGACUGGACCGGAACUGGAUGUCGAGAAGGACCUGGCCAGAAGGCUAGACUCGGUCGCGCUUGCCUCUCAUGCUCGCGAAUGGCAUGCCAUGGAAGAAGAAUGCCCUCAUCUGGGCGCCUCGAUGGCUGAAGCCGAGAUUGAAAUCGAAGAUGACGGAGUCGUUGCGAUCUGUCCUUGGCACAAUUAUGAUUUCAACUUGCGAACAGGAGAAUCUUCUUCCGGCUUGACGGCAUGCGUCCUGCCAACUUCGAUCAAAGAUGGGAACCUUUAUAUUGGAUAUCCCAGCGGAGCAACUGAUUGGACGCUCAUCUCAGUACGGCCCGUCUCCCAACGAUUCGCGAUACCCAACCUUGAUGCUGAAAAGCUUGAAAGUUCCAUCCAAUCGUUGGAACGACCACGCCCUGAAUCGUUAGUGGAAUGGGGUGCUCUGAUCCUCCGAACUUCGAAUCCAGAUUUGAAAGUCAACCUGACCCGACAUGCCGUUGGAUUAUUCCGGAAGGGAGACAUCCCGAUCCUGGCUCUCUCGACUACCCCCGAGGAAUUUUCACUCCCUCCUGAAACACCAUCUCGUGAAUCGGUCCAAAUGGUCCGACCUGGUGAUGUCUUGAAAAGAGGAAAGGGUGGCAGUCUGGCUAAUCGCAUCAAACUUCUACAUGCUUUGGCAAAUAUCGAGCUGUGGGCAAUCGACUUGGCUUGGGAUAUAAUCACGCGUUUUGCUCAAGAAAAAAUAAAUGGGAAGUUAUUACCCAGGGCAUUUUUUACUGAUUUUGGUAAAGUAGCAGAGGAUGAGGCAAAACAUUUUACCUUGCUCAGGGAAGCCUUAAGAAGGUUAGGUAGUGAUUGGGGAGAACUGCCGAUUCACGAUGGGCUUUGGCAGUCAGCUCGCGAUACGUCGCACUCUCUGAUAUCGAGGAUCUGCAUAAUUCAUCUUGUUCAUGAAGCGCGUGGCUUGGAUGUGAACCCCACGCAGAUUAAGAGAGUUCGGGACGCCGGAGAUUUGGAGACCGCACAAUCGCUGGAAAUCAUACAUGCUGAUGAGGUGACGCAUGUGGCAGCUGGCCACCGCUGGCUCUGUUACAUCUGCAACAAUUCUGUACCGAAAACUGCGCCAGUCAGCGUCUUCAGAAAAGAGGUGAAAACACAUUUCUUUGGGAAGUUGAAACCCCCUUUCAAUGUCGAAGACCGAGCUAAGGCUGGUUUGGACCCGAGUUUCUAUGAAGACUUUUAGCAUCCUUGAAAUGUCCCGUGUGCCUGUCUCUUCCCCCCUAUCCGUUAUUAGAUCACGUGUUAGUUGUCACUUGAUGUUUGAUUUAUCAUUCAAUGAAUGUUUUGGAAGUUUCACUUCUAUCGAAAUUCCAUCUGCACUGUUCACUAUGGUUCAGAUUGCCG
Puccinia graminis f. sp. tritici CRL 75-36-700-3 is the source of this 1541-nucleotide messenger RNA. RefSeq lists its product as uncharacterized. Gene Ontology annotation, molecular function: 2 iron, 2 sulfur cluster binding. The record is from RefSeq and is a predicted model, not a curated record. The transcript is spliced from 11 exons. Lineage: Eukaryota; Fungi; Basidiomycota; Pucciniomycetes; Pucciniales; Pucciniaceae. The coding region runs from base 22 to 1380 and encodes 452 amino acids.